AUGGAUGUCACACGAACUCAGAAAAAAUCUGCCACGAAGAGAAGGGAUAAGAAAAGUGAAGCGAAAAAGAAAGAAGAUGAAGAUGAAAGAAAGAAAAUGGUGAAAAAGGAAGAGAAAAAGAAGACUGAGCAGAAGGAAGAUAAGAAGGAGACGGAGAAGCAAUCGAAGAGAAUGGAAGUGAAAAUGGAGAAGACUGAAGAAGAUGAAAAGGAAAAAAAAGAAAGAAAGGAAAAAGAAAGAGAAGAAGAACGAAUAAAAGAGGAAAGACACCAAGAAGAGGUCGAAAAAAUUAUCCAAUAUGACACAGCGCUUAUAAAAUUGCGUAAACGGAACAAAAAACGGCUGGAGAAAAAUAAUAUAAGUUUUUAACAAAACUGGGAUAAAAAUGGAAUAUCAAAUUUUAUUUCAAGGAAAAUUAACUCUUUUUAAAUUCAGAUUACUGUAGGUAGUCUACUGAAAUUAAAUUUUAUAAAAAAAAUUUAUUCUGUACACAAAUAAUUUUGAAAAUGGUUUCGAAUAACCUUUCGCUGUUGUCUUUCUGAAAAAACACAUUGAAACCUACAACUCACAGAGAAGUUAACAGUGAAAUUUUCAGGCGGAGCAGCUUGAAGAGGAUGGAACUCAAAAUGUUUCAAGAAAAGUAAAAAAGUCUGAACUUCCAACAUCAAUUUGGAUGACGAGCAAAAGACCCAUUAAAAAAAGGGCAAAAUCAAAAACACCCGUAAAAGCUGUUGAGAAGAAGGCGGAAUGUUUGGAGAGUGAGUUGAAUAGAAUUAUUUGAAAGCAGAAUAAUAUGAGAUAUUUUUUUUCAGAAGAAUUCAAGAGCAGACUUUCAAUCGCAUCGAAACCAAGAGCUUGA
Molecule: messenger RNA, 859 nt
Organism: Caenorhabditis angaria
Lineage: Eukaryota; Metazoa; Nematoda; Chromadorea; Rhabditida; Rhabditidae
Source: the annotation of a GenBank genome assembly